UGUGUCGUCGGAUCUCGGCCAAAUAACGUGAAGUAGAAAUGCUGCUUCUCGUUAAUCAUUGUUAAAGCCACGGGUUACCCCCGAAUUAAAAAAAAAAAAAAAAAAAGUAAAGUUGUAACAAAUCGCCUGGGGUUCAGUGAAAACGGGGCUGUGAAGAAGUUUGGUCGUGGUGCGGUUCGAGGAAUGGAGAAGAGUUCAGUGUGAACGAGAGAGAGAAGAGUCGGACAUGGAAGGUCGCUCGAGGCGUAAGCUUAUGUCUCGGGGAAGGGAGGAUAAGUGACAGCACAAUGUAAAUACCAAAUGGAAGAAAGAAGAAUUGACAAAUAAAAAAUAAACCACAAAGUUGGGAAUAUAACUGAAGAAGAGAGAGUGAUUUUUUUAUUCGGGAGAGUCAUGGCUGCGAGCAAUGGAUUUGGUGGCUCGUCGUUGUUAAUUGUAAGAAAAAUUACUAUUUUAAGGGUAGGCGUGUAAGUAGGGUAGCUGAGAGUGAGAGUUCGAGGGAGCACAUGUAUAAUAUGGAGCAGCAGGACGACUGCGGCAACAAAAUAAGGAACCAGAUAUUUUGUCGCUAUCAACAUGAUUACAAACAACAACACGAGGGAGCCUGUCAAACGCAAAAACCAGGCAGUCAACAGCAACAGCAACAACAACAGCAUCAGCAACCACAACAGCAGCAGCAGCAGCAGCAACAAUCGGAGCGCGCGACAACGAUAUGCAUAGCGAUCUACCUGAUGUCCGAGGUUUGCUUGAUGAUGGACGUGGACAAGAGCACGACGGCCCAGCAGAUAGUCAGCAUGAUCCAGUCGGACGGCGAGCUCGGGCUGACCAGGACGCCCCCGUGCACGAGCAACCAGCCGGUCUUUGCCCUCUGGCUAUGCUCGUCCCAGCUCGAGCUUCAGCUGAGGCCGAGCCACAGACCCCUGGAUUUAGCAACAAAGUGGCCUCGAUUAGUCAAUAAGUAUUCCACCCAACAGAGCUCCAGCAGCAACGGUGUCAACAGCACAAUCAGGGACACCAGUGACGAGGAGCCGUUGCUGUACUUCCGGAGAAACGUCUUUCUCUCGCGGAGGGACGAGGAGCAGAUCAAGGAGCCCAAGAUCCUCGAGCUUCUCUACGCGGAGGCCAAGCGCAACGUUCUCGAUGGACGAUAUCCGUGCGAGAGCCAGGCGCGGUACACGAGUUUGGGGGCGUUACAGGCGCGGAUAGAGCUUGGCCCGUACAACGUACAGACGCACACGUUGGCCUUUUUCCGUAAGCACCGUAGGCACUUUUUGCCCCACCAUUACAACACGCCCUCGUUGCUGUUGGGCCUGGGCCUCGGGGGCAAGGGCUCGCCCGAGGCGCGCUUGCUCGAGCAGUACAAGCGGAUACCGAACCACACGACCGGGCCCAACGCCAAUCCCCGCAAACUCGUUAGGAAGUACUUGGAGUUUUGCUGGGGAUUGCCCUGCUACGGGGCGGCCUUUUUCCACGGGCAGAUCGAGAGGCCCGUCCGGGGCUUGGCCUCGUGGAUCAUGAACAGGGACGUGCCUGUUCUCGUGGCCAUCAAUACCAUCGGAGUGUACAUAGUCGACGACACCCAGUGUAGUCUCUUGUUGGGAUUGAGGUACUCGGAAUUAAAUUGGGGUAUGCUUAAGCCGUCCGACGAGACGAAUCCGGAUUGCUUGCCUUGCUUGAUCCUCCAGUUUCCGGUGCGGGAGAACGGCGCGCGAGUCAUAAAAAUACUACAAGUAUUCUCGAGACAAGCAAUAAUGAUGGAUACGCUGAUAACGGGCUUCGUGGAGGAGAGCAAACAGAACGAAGCGGCGGACGAAAACGUGAACGCCAACAACAGAUUACAGGACAAUUCGAUGCUGUCGAAUUUUGGAAGUUUUACGAAUAAACUUAGCAAAUUCACCCUUGCCACGUUCGACGAGGAAGGCCACUGCAUCGGUCAAAUGGGUUCGUGGUCCAUUCAAUAGCUGUUCGCUCCUGCAAGUACCUCAACUCUCACGUCAUAUAACGUAAUUGUGAAAAAACAAAUUAUUAGAGCCAAAAAAGAACCUACAUUUUGUAUAAAAACUCACAUUCUGUACAAAAUCUAUCGAGCGCCGUUCAUUGUUCAAUGAAAUAAAUUAUUAGGCGAUCCUUUUA
This is a messenger RNA of Copidosoma floridanum, 2133 nucleotides long. It is a transcript of the gene Bili, whose product is annotated as FERM domain-containing protein 8 Bili. Gene Ontology annotation, biological process: negative regulation of canonical Wnt signaling pathway. NCBI's taxonomy places the organism in Eukaryota, Metazoa, Arthropoda, Insecta, Hymenoptera, Encyrtidae. The record is from RefSeq and is a predicted model, not a curated record. Gene Ontology annotation, cellular component: plasma membrane; cytoskeleton.